Carya illinoinensis is the source of this 1153-nucleotide messenger RNA. Its product is annotated as vesicle-associated membrane protein 727. Lineage: Eukaryota; Viridiplantae; Streptophyta; Magnoliopsida; Fagales; Juglandaceae. The record is from RefSeq and is a predicted model, not a curated record. Bases 230 to 946 code for a protein of 238 amino acids. Gene Ontology annotation, biological process: vesicle-mediated transport. Gene Ontology annotation, cellular component: membrane. The transcript has 6 exons.
UUUUUCAUUAGCAACCAAUUACAUUUAAAGCAGACCGACUCCUCUUUCUACGAAGCAUCUCGUGCACGUCGCGUCAGUUGAGUUCCAUUCCAACGUUCAGACUUCCCCCAAGUCUUAACACGCGAAGCGAUUCUUCCUUCAUUUCCAACCUCUUCAGGUUGCUGCUGGAAUAAGGGAGCAGCGAAAAAUCUUUGUGGAUCUUUAGUAAGUUUGAAGCUAUAACUCUGAAAUGAGUCAGAGAGGCUUAAUAUACAGCUUUGCUGCGAAGGGAACCGUUGUUUUAGCAGAGCACACUUCGUACUCGGGGAACUUUAGUACCAUUGCUGUUCAGUGCUUACAGAAGUUGCCGUCGAAUAGCAGCAAGUACACAUAUUCGUGUGAUGGGCACACAUUUAAUUUCCUCAUCGACAGUGGAUUUGUUUUUCUUGUUGUUGCGGAUGAAUCGGUUGGAAGGAGCGUGCCUUUUGUGUUUCUAGAACGGGUGAAGGAUGAUUUUAAGCAGCGUUAUGGUCCAAGUAUCAAAGAUGAGGGUCCACACCCACUUGCAGAUGAUGAUGACGACGACGAUCUGUUCGAGGACAGAUUUAGUAUUGCAUACAAUCUGGACAGAGAGUUUGGGCCAAGGCUCAAGGAGCACAUGGAAUACUGUAUGAACCACCCAGAAGAAAUGACCAAGCUUGCCAAAUUGAAGGCUCAAAUAUCUGAGGUCAAGGGGAUUAUGAUGGACAAUAUCGAGAAGGUUCUGGAUCGUGGGGAGAGGAUUGAGCUUUUGGUUGAUAAAACGGAAAAUUUACAGUUCCAGGCUGACAGCUUUCAGAGGCAAGGCAGGCAACUUAGAAGAAAGAUGUGGCUGCAGAAUCUCCAAAUGAAGCUGAUGGUAGGAGGGGCGAUCUUCUUCGUGAUUGUCAUACUGUGGCUUAUUGCCUGUGGAGGUUUCAAAUGCUGAUGGCUAAUAGCAAAAUGGAGUCUUCAGUAGCACCUAGGCUGUCGUUUUUGUGUUAUUUGGUGUUCAAAUUUUCAUUAUUCCUGUAUAUGGGAGACCUUUGGUGUUGGAAAACUUUACUGCGUGUUUGACCUUGUAAUUAAACCUCUGUACUUCUUGAUUGUUUUAUUAAUUAGUUCCUAAUCUAGAGACGGACAAGUCUAUUGAGAA